UAUAGCAAGGCUUGAAAGUUUGCUUUACAGGGGAAACCACCUGGGCAUUGUGCUAGCUCCAAACCCACACACCGUGAAGGAAGACCUCUACUCUUUUGAAGAUAUGCAUUUCCCUGACUCAGGAAUCAUGAGCAAGGAAGCCAACAGGAAAACAGUAGAAUAUCACCCAGCAGAUUCAAACAGCAGGAAAACAGCUUUGCCAAAAAAUAAAUCUUGCCCAAACAUACGUGAAGUAAUGAAUCAGAAUAUACGUCUGAAAGAAAACAGAACUAUUCCUGCUAACACCUAUCAUUCUAGCAAGUACUUUACAAUGAAGGGCAAGAGUGACUUACAGUUUUCCUCCAAGUUAUCUGAGGAGGAAGAUGAGUACGAGACUGUAAGUUCUUCCAUGCUGGAGGCCAUUCAUUCUUUGAGAAUCCUUCCUGCCAAACCUCUACAAGAAUCUGAAUAUGCAGAUAAACGUUGCUUAAGGCCUUCAGGUACCACUUCCCCAACAAGCGAGAACCCAUCUCAGCCCCUUCAACACUCAACUAUUCACACAUUUGAUCCAGAGGGGAGAAGAGUGCCAAAUGUAAGAGGAGGAGGAAUGAAAAUACAUGGAUACCAGGAGCCUACGCCUCCCCCACGGCCUCUGAAGAUGCUGCCAAAGCAGUAUCAGCCCCUUCCUCCAGAGCCAAGAAUAAGCAGCCAGGUCUUUCACAAGAGGAACAUGCUCAGCCAAGAUCCCACCUUUCCAAUAUCAGCAAAAGUCACAAGACACUCAUCUGUUAAGGAAUCAAAUGAAGCACCUGGAAGAGAGCAAGUUAAAAGUUUGAGGAAGAAACCUGAGGUAUCUUUUCAAGCACAACAGCAUCCUCCUGAAGCCAGCCCUCUAUCUACGUGGAGCUCUAAAAACAUUUGCAGCUCAGGUUCCACAUCAAGUGUAGAUAAUUUGACAGUAAAGAAGCCACCACCUCCGACACCAUAUGCAGCAUGCAAAAAUAAAUCAAAACAUUUGCUUGCAGAACAGGAAAUGCAAUCUCUUACCCAACCCACUGAAAAGGAUUUAAACAAAUGUGAAUGGUACAUUGGAGAAUAUGAUCGCCAUAAAGCAGAGAAGAUACUGUUACAGAAAAACGUUGAUGAGACAUUCUUGGUUAGAGAUUGUUCAAAGAAGUCAAAGGCUGAACCAUAUGUUUUGGUUGUUUAUUAUGGAAGGAGAGUAUACAACAUUAAAGUACGUUUUCUGGAAGAAAGCCAACAAUACGCACUGGGAACAGGGCUCAGAGGAGAGAGUGUAAGUAAAAUCCCAUCUGUUGUUAUAGUCUAUAGCUUUUAUGUUGGACUUCACAAGUUCUUAAUAGCAAAUAUUAGUUACAAACUCUCCCACAUAACAAACUUGAUGUUUCAUUACAGUUUCUUUUACAUUACAGUUUCUUUCAAGUAUGUCUCAAGUUUCAAGGAGCUUCAACAUAAUAAUUUAAAACCAAAUUUUGCAUACCAUGCUCAAAUUCAGAUUUAAAUCAAGGUUAAAAUUUCCUAAGUACUUACAAUACUUCUACCUACUGUAAGUAACACCUGCAAAGUAAAAGGGAAAGAGAAGUUCUGCCUUUUCAGGUAUACAUAUUAUUUUAGCAUAUUUUUAAACUUGUGAUAGUUUAAGCAGGCAUUUUCAAAUAUAUACAACUCCACAAAUAUAUACAACUCCACAACUCCACCAGCAGGACCUGGUGCUGUGAAGCAAUAGGACAAGUUUUCAUGGAUAUUCAGAAGCAAUUAAAGCAUGUGAGUCCCCAGCAAUCAGUCUUUCAGAUAUGGUAAACUUCAAUUAGAAAAUCCCUUUAGACUAGUGAUGCCUUUUUAUGCAAUUAAAUUCAAUUAUAGUCAUGAUAGGAGUCUAAUUCUUACUCUACAUAUAUGGUUAAAUAAUAAACACUGUAUCUGCAAG
Corvus hawaiiensis (hawaiian crow) is the source of this 1927-nucleotide messenger RNA. RefSeq names its product cytokine dependent hematopoietic cell linker (gene CLNK). Gene Ontology annotation, biological process: cell surface receptor protein tyrosine kinase signaling pathway; intracellular signal transduction. Bases 104 to 1501 code for a protein of 465 amino acids. The record is from RefSeq and is a predicted model, not a curated record. The transcript has 18 exons. Lineage: Eukaryota; Metazoa; Chordata; Aves; Passeriformes; Corvidae.